CGAUGAUAGAAAAACUAUCCAAAUAUUUCUAUAAAAAAUGACAAAUUUGAUACACAUACACAUACAUACGUAUAUGUGUGUGUAUUAUGUAUUAUUAUUAUUUUUAAGAAAGUAUUUUCUUUGUGUGCAAGUUAUUUGCUUUUUAGACCGAGAAAAGCUGAGUCGAAGUCUCGCUGCCCCGACUGGUUGGAUCAAUAUUCCUCAUUUCAGGUGCACUUGACAAAUUUAGCUAUGUCUACCUCUGCAAUUGAUGUUCCUCCCAAGGGUGGCUUUAGUUUUGAUCUCUGCAGAAGAAAUGAUAUGCUUGCAAAGAAGGGUCUUAAAUCACCCUCUUACCUUAAGACUGGAACUACCAUUGUGGGUUUAAUCUUCCAGGAUGGUGUUAUUCUUGGGGCUGAUACACGUGCUACUGAAGGGCCUAUUGUUGCUGACAAAAACUGUGAGAAAAUUCAUUACAUGGCACCAAACAUAUAUUGUUGUGGAGCUGGAACUGCUGCUGAUACAGAGGCAGUAACUGACAUGGUUAGCUCCCAAUUGCAAUUGCAUCGCUAUCACACUGGCAGAGAAUCAAGGGUUGUUACUGCAUUGACUCUUCUCAAGAAACACCUUUUUGGUUAUCAAGGUUAUGUUUCGGCCGCUUUGGUGCUUGGUGGGGUUGACGUUACUGGACCUCAUUUACAUACUAUCUAUCCUCAUGGAUCUACUGAUACCUUGCCAUUUGCAACAAUGGGUUCGGGCUCUCUAGCUGCAAUGUCUGUAUUUGAAUCAAAGUACAAAGAAGGCCUGACCAGGGAUGAAGGGAUUCGACUUGUAACUGAGGCGAUAUGUUCUGGGAUAUUUAAUGAUUUGGGGAGUGGAAGUAACGUUGAUGUUUGUGUUAUUACCAAGGGCCAAAAGGAUUAUCUGAGAAAUCACCUCCUGCCGAAUCCUCGAACGUACGUUAGUUCAAAAGGUUAUUCCUUCCCCAAGAAAACGGAGGUUUUGCUGACAAAGAUUAUGCCAUUAAAAGACAAGGUGGAGAUUAUCGAAAAAGGCGAUGCUAUGGAGGAGUGAGAAAGAUGAAAACAUUGGUUUGCAAUUACCGGGGAAUUUUAAACUAUGGUUUUUUUCCCUUCCCUCUCUUCUCAAGUUGAUAUUAUUAGAAAAUUCAGUUUGGCCUUGAGUUGAUGUUGUGAAUGACUUGAUUUAAACAUUACAAUAUUUCCAGCCCAAGAGGGGUAUUAGAUAGAUCAGUUUGUUCAAAUCACUCAACUUCUUUAGAGUUUGACUACUUAGCUUUGUCUGAUCUUUGAUAUCUUUGACAUUUAAAUGAACAUGAGGGUCAUCAACUUUGAUUUA
Molecule: messenger RNA, 1338 nt
Organism: Cucumis melo (muskmelon)
Lineage: Eukaryota; Viridiplantae; Streptophyta; Magnoliopsida; Cucurbitales; Cucurbitaceae
Product: proteasome subunit beta type-7-A
Exons: 9
Coding region: 232-1053 (273 amino acids)
Cellular component (GO): proteasome core complex
Molecular function (GO): threonine-type endopeptidase activity
Source: RefSeq, a predicted model, not a curated record